Messenger RNA from Oryzias latipes (Japanese medaka), 3425 nucleotides. It is a transcript of the gene vps39, whose product is annotated as VPS39 subunit of HOPS complex. Gene Ontology annotation, biological process: vesicle-mediated transport; endosomal vesicle fusion; autophagy. NCBI's taxonomy places the organism in Eukaryota, Metazoa, Chordata, Actinopteri, Beloniformes, Adrianichthyidae. The record is from RefSeq and is a predicted model, not a curated record. Gene Ontology annotation, cellular component: membrane; cytoplasm.
CGUGACAGUCAGGUGCCCCCUGCACCGCGCAGGCGCACUCAGGAAGUACGGAGAAGUGAACACAAACUGUAAAUUUCUCCGCGGAUUCGGAGUUUUUUCCGCCCUUUUGUGGGUUUUUCGCAGGAAUUAUGUCUCCUCGAUAAAGUUGCGGACUGCUUUAGCUCGCUUUUAUUUCUGUGUCCUCGCAGUUGCUAAUUGAGCUAGCAGCUAAUGAUUAGCUUUAUUCCCCCGUAAAAACAGAAGAGAAACUUCGGGAAAUUGACGCUGAGUUCGGGUUUUUCCGUGAAUGGACGUUGUCUGCAGCCGACCGCCGUGACUGACCCACAGGAGGCUCACGGGGGGGUCUGUUGACUUCAGGAUGCAUGACGCCUACGAGUCCCUGCCCAUUCUGGAAAAACUCCCCCUCCAGAUCGACUGUCUCGCCGCCUGGGAGGACGGGCUGCUCGUAGGAACAAAACCAGGACAUCUCCUCCUGUACCGGAUCAAGAAAGAUGCUGGAACCAACCGCUUUGAAGUCACUUUGGAAAAGUCCAAUAAGAACUUUUCAAAGAAGAUCCAGCAGCUUUAUGUGGUCUCUCAGUACAAAAUCCUGGUCAGCCUUCUGGAGAACAACAUCCACGUUCAUGACCUCCUGACCUUCCAGCAGAUCACCGUGGUGUCCAAAGCCAAAGGAGCCACGCUGUUCACCUGCGACCUGCAGCUCGCCGCCUCGGGGGAGGAGCGGCUCCGAAUGUGCGUGGCGGUCAAGAAGAAGCUCCAGCUGUUCUACUGGAAGGACCGGGAGUUCCACGAGCUGCAGGGAGACCUGGGCGUUCCGGACAUUCCCAAAUCCAUGGCGUGGUGCGAAAACUCCAUAUGUGUGGGCUUCAAACGGGACUAUUACCUCAUCCGGCUCGAUGGCAGAGGCUCCAUCAAGGAGCUUUUCCCCACCGGGAAGCAGCUGGAGCCUCUGGUUGCCCCACUGGCUGAUGGGAAAGUGGCGGUGGGUCAGGAUGACCUCACUGUUGUUCUGAACGAGGAAGGAGUUUGCACGCAGAAGUGCGCCCUAAACUGGACAGAUAUCCCCAUCGCCAUGGAGCACCAGCCCCCUUACAUCAUCGCCGUUCUUCCUCGAUACGUGGAGAUACGAACCGUUGAGCCGAGGCUGCUGGUGCAGAGCGUGGAGCUGCAGCGACCGCGCUUCAUCACCUCGGCGGGACCCAACGUUGUGUAUGUAGCCAGCAACCACUUCGUGUGGCGUCUGGUUCCCGUGCCGAUAGCCAACCAGAUCCGGCAGCUUCUUCAGGACAAGCAGUUUGAGCUGGCUCUCCAGCUGGCGAUGAAGGACGACUCUGACGGAGACAAGAAGCAGCAGAUUCAUCACAUCCAGAAUCUUUACGCCUUCAACCUGUUUUGCCAGAAAAGAUUCGACGAGUCCAUGCAGGUGUUUGCCAAACUCGGCACAGAUCCCACCCAUGUGAUCGGACUGUACCCAGAGUUACUGCCGUCUGAUUACCGCCGGCAGCUGCACUACCCCAACCCGGUCCCCAGCCUUUCCGGGCCGGAGCUGGAGAAGGCUCACCUGGCUCUGAUCGAUUACCUCACGCAGAAACGAAGUCACCUGGUCAAGCAGCUGAACGACUCCGACCCGUCCACCACGUCGCCGCUCAUGGAGGGCACGCCCACCAUCAAAAGCCGCAAAAAGCUGCUGCAGAUCAUUGACACCACCCUACUGAAGUGUUACUUGCAUACCAACGUGGCCCUCGUCUCCCCCCUGCUGCGCUUGGAGAACAACCACUGCCACAUCGAGGAGAGCGAGUACAUCCUGAAGAAGGCGCACAAGUACAGCGAGCUGAUCAUUCUGUACGAGAAGAAGGGCCUGCACCGGAAAGCUCUGCAGGUUCUUCUGGACCAGUCCACCAAGGCCAACUCCCCCCUGAAGGGCCACGAGCGCACCGUGCAGUACCUGCAGAGGCUGGGGGUGGAGAACCUGGGCAUCGUCUUUGAGUUUUCUCCAUGGGUGCUGAAACUUUCACCAGAAGACGGCCUGAAGAUUUUCACAGAGGAUCUCCCUGAGGUGGAGGCUCUGCCCCGUGACAAGGUGCUGCAGUUCCUGAAGGAGGGCUUCGAGGAGCUGGCCAUCCCGUACCUGGAGCACAUCAUCCACGUGUGGGAGGAGCAGGGCCCCCGCUUCCACAACGUGCUGAUCCAGCUGUACCUGGGGAGGGUCCAGAGCCUCAUGAAGCAGUACCUGAACUCUCUGCCUGAAGGGGUUCCUGUGCUGCCUGCGGGGCAGGAGUCGGGGCAGCUGGGGGAAUUCCGGAGCAAACUGCUCUCCUUUCUGGAGGUUUCGUCCAGCUACGAGCCCACCAGCCUGAUCAGUGACUUCCCCUUUGACGGGCUGCUGGAGGAGCGGGCGCUCCUGCUGGGCCGCAUGGGGAAGCACGAGCAGGCGCUCUUCAUCUACGUGCACGUCCUGAAAGACACGUGCACGGCAGAGGAGUACUGCCAGCGGCAUUACAACAGACAGGUGGAGGCAGACAGAGACGUGUACCUGUCCCUGCUGCGCAUGUACCUGUCCCCCCCCGACGCCCACUGCCUGGGACCCAUCAAGAUGGAGCUGUCGGAGCCUCAGGCCAACCUGCAGGCGGCGCUGCAGGUCCUGGAGCUGCACCACAGCAAGCUGGACACCACCAAGGCCAUCAACCUGCUGCCAGCGAACACGCAGAUCCGAGAGAUCCGGGUUUUCCUGGAGAGCGUCCUGGAGGAGAAGGCUCAGAGGAAACGCUGCAACCAGGUUCUGAAGAGCCUGCUGCAGGCCGAGUUCCUGCGGGUGCAGGAGGAGCGGAUCUUCCACCAGCAGGUCAAAUGUGUCAUCACAGAAGAGAAGAUCUGCAGAGUGUGCAAGAAGAAGAUCGGGAACAGUGCCUUUGCCAGGUAUCCUAACGGCGUGGUCGUUCACUAUUUCUGCUGCAAAGAUCGAAGCGCCUGUCCCACUGAGCAGUGAAGCCCGCCGUCGAAGUGGACUCCAGCCACGCUCCACCUCCAGGAGAACGGCGGCGGAACAAGCUGGACGACCACGCUUCUCCUCACGUCCUUUUCUUCACGCUCUCACGCCUGAGUUCAUUUCAACGCUCAAGUCACUGUCAGAGGAACUGUUGCAUUCUCAGCUUUUAUUUUGAAACUGGAAGUCCUUUGUGGAAAGUGAAGUGGACCCCAGAUGGAUGACAGGAAGUGUAUUUAUUUUGAAAUUCAGAAGGACUUUAUGAAAAAGAAAAGUGAAGAUGAACUUGAUUAAAAAAUAAACUGGACAGAGCUUUUUUAUUUUUCCUCAAACUUUUGGAGCCGAGCUUCUCUAACGUCUGCAGCUUUUCCCCGCUGAGGUCAACAGUUCAGAAAUCAAAUGGAAGGAGCCGGAUUUCAAAAUAAAUCAAUGAAACCAUCAA